Messenger RNA from Dichomitus squalens LYAD-421 SS1, 2824 nucleotides. Its product is annotated as glycoside hydrolase. Gene Ontology annotation, biological process: glycoprotein catabolic process; carbohydrate metabolic process. The transcript is spliced from 16 exons. Lineage: Eukaryota; Fungi; Basidiomycota; Agaricomycetes; Polyporales; Polyporaceae. The record is from RefSeq and is a predicted model, not a curated record. Gene Ontology annotation, molecular function: beta-mannosidase activity. Bases 33 to 2756 code for a protein of 907 amino acids.
CUACGAGUGAACGGCCUCAUAGCUCAAGUCGAAUGUCGGCGCGCGUCACGAACAUCUCCCAAGGCUGGGCGUGGAAGGAGCGCGACGCGUCCAUCGCGUCCGUCCUCGACGAAGUCAGCCCCACCCCCUCCGAGCAGUGGAUGAAAGCGGCUGCGUUCCCGUCCGAGGUGCACGUCGAGCUUUUGAAGGCCGGUCGCAUCCCCGAUCCUUUCAUCGGGUUCAACGAGCACGAGGUCCAGUGGAUCGGCGAGACCGAGUGGUUAUACCGCACGACGUUCGACGUGCAUGAGACAGAGCGCCGCUGGAAGAACGCGGAGCUGGUGUUCGAGGGCCUAGACACGAUAUGCGACGUCUACCUGAAUGGCAAGAAGGUCUUGUACGCGGACAACAUGUUCCGCACGUGGAGAGCGUCGCUGUCCCCGGAGAACCUGCAGGACCAGGGCAACGUGCUCUUCCUGCACUUCAAGUCCGCGCAGAAGCUCGCGAAGGAGCUCGAGGCCACGCACGGACGCGUCCGCGCCGGCUCGUGCAACCUCGGCGACCCGAGCCGCGUAUACGUGCGCAAGGCGCAGUACAACUGGCGGUGGGACUGGGGUCCCGAGCUGAUGACGUGCGGGCCGUACCGCGCCAUCUCGCUCGUCACGUACACCGCGCGCAUCGACGCCGCGAAUACGCGCGCGCUCGUCUCAGCUGCCCCUGCGCUGUCCCCGUCGCUGAAGGUGGACCUUGUCGUCGCCGGCGACGCGUCUGCUGUCCGUGGUGCGAAGAUCGUGCUGGGGCGGCUGGACGGGUCCGUCAUACGUGAGGAGGAGGUGUCUCUUGGGGGAGGUGCGGGCCUGAAGGACGUCAUCGGAUGGGACCUAGAGGGUAAGGUGGAGCUGUGGUGGCCUGUUGGGUAUGGAAGUCAGACUUUGUACAAUGUAGAGAUCUCGCUGCUGGGGGAGGGCGAGGCCGUCUUAGACACUCUCACGAGACGGGUCGGCUUCAGGACCGUGUCGCUCAUCCAAGAGCCGCUCGAGGAGCCCGACCGCUACGGCAAAGGGACGACGUUCCUCUUCGAAGUCAACGGCGUGCGCAUGUUCAUGGGCGGCUCGAAUUGGAUCCCCGCGCACAACUUCCUGACGGCGCUGUCCGCGGACGACUACCGCGCGUGGCUCACGCUCUUGCGUGACGGGAACCAGAACAUGGUCCGGCUCUGGGGCGGGGGCGUCUACGAGCCGGACGUGUUCUACGACAUAUGCGACGAGCUGGGCGUACUAGUGUGGCAGGAUUUCCAGUUCGCGUGUGGCGUCUACCCCGCGUACGACUCGUUUGUGCAGAGUGUCAGGGCGGAGGUGGAGGACAACGUCAAGCGUCUCCGGCACCACCCUUCCAUCGCCAUCUUCUGCGGUAACAAUGAAGGUGCAUCGUCGUCGUCUCCUCAUGCGUCGCUAUGCGCUCACGUACGGCCAGACUACCAGAUGGUGCUGCAGUGGGGUGGCAUCGACGCGUUGCCCGCACGAGUCCUGUACGAAGAGGUCUUUCCUGCCGUCGUAGCUGAGCACUGUGACCCGCCCAUUCCCUACCACCGCGGGUCACCGUAUGGGGGCAAAGGCUGGGAUACAGCGGACCCCACUAUGGGCGACGUGCACCAGUGGAACAUCUGGGGCGGGAAGGAGUGGCCGUGGCAGGAAUACCCGUUCAAUGGCGGGCGGUUCGUGAGCGAAUUCGGCAUCCCGUCGUUCCCGGACGUGAAGACGGUCGACUACUGGCUCGGCGGGAACACGAAGGACCGGUGGGCCCAGUCGAAGAUGAUGGCGCAGCACGACCGUGCGGGCAGCCACGAGCGGCGGUUCGCGAUCGUCAUGAACGAGAACUUCAGGCUGACCGACGAUCUGGAGACGCACAUAUACAAUACGCAGCUCAUGCAAUCGGAGGCGAUCAGCCUCGCGUACAGGUCGUGGCGGCGCGAGUGGAGAGGAAAAGGCAAGCAAUACACCGCCGGAGUCCUCGUCUGGCAGAUGAACGACUGCUGGCCUGUCAUUUCAUGGGCGAUUGCGGACUUUUUCCUUCGUGCCAAGCCUGCAUACUAUACGAUUGCGCGCGAGUUGCGUCCGAUCUCGGUCGGACUGUUCAGGACCGUGACACAAAACCGUGAGAACGACAGGCCCAGACAGUUUUAUGAGUUUGGCGCGUUCCGCUCCGUGUCUGCGAACAUCGAGGUGUGGGGCGUGAACGCGACGCUCAGCGCACGCGACGUCCGGCUGGAGCUGUCGUUCGUCGACCUCUGUUCGGGCUGGGAAGACUCGAAGACGGUCGAAGCCACGCUGCUCCCGAACCAGACCACCGAAAUCGCGUCCAUGCGUGUGCCCGGACCGCCAGCAGAGAACGCGAACUCUGUCGACACGUCGUACUCCGUGGUCGUCGGGGCCCGCCUUGUCGACGCGGCUUCUGGGGAGAUCUUAGCGCGCUACGCCGACUGGCCGCAGCCGUUCCGUCUCGUCGACUUCCCUGAUCCCGGGCUCGACGUAAAAGUAGAAGGCGAGAAGGUGCAUGUAAAGGUGCAGAAGCCCGUCAAGGGCCUGCUCUUCACUGCAGACGAGGAAGGAGAGGAUGCUCUGGGAAGACGGGAGACAGUGAGAUGGAGCGACAACGCGAUCGAUGUCUUCCCUGGUGAUCCGCAGGUGGUGGAAGUGCGCGGCUUGGCAGGGAAGCGCGUUAAGGUGAGGGCGGCAUACAUGGGCUGCGAACGUGGGCGCGUCGUGUACGGGCAGUAGGGCGGUCUGGAGAGAGGCAAAGUAAACUCAGCCAUGUACAGCAUGUCGAAAUACACGGUGUUGAUAUC